This is a messenger RNA of Candidozyma haemuli, 3537 nucleotides long. It is a transcript of the gene PYC2, whose product is annotated as pyruvate carboxylase 2. The record is from RefSeq and is a predicted model, not a curated record. Gene Ontology annotation, cellular component: cytoplasm. Gene Ontology annotation, biological process: gluconeogenesis; pyruvate metabolic process. Gene Ontology annotation, molecular function: ATP binding; metal ion binding; pyruvate carboxylase activity. Bases 1 to 3537 code for a protein of 1178 amino acids. NCBI's taxonomy places the organism in Eukaryota, Fungi, Ascomycota, Pichiomycetes, Serinales, Metschnikowiaceae. The transcript has a single exon.
AUGGCUUCGCUUGCUACGUCCACCUCGGACCGUGCCAAGAUCAACCAGAUGCGGAGGGAUUCCACUGUGUUGGGUCCAAUGAACAAGAUUCUUGUUGCCAACAGAGGUGAGAUUCCCAUCAGAAUCUUUAGAACCGCCCACGAGUUGUCAAUGCAGACAGUGGCCAUCUAUGCCCAUGAAGAUAGAUUGUCCAUGCAUAGAUUGAAAGCUGAUGAAUCCUAUGUCAUUGGUAAGAAGGGCCAGUUCUCUCCUGUUCAGGCUUACUUGCAAAUCGAUGAGAUCAUCAGUAUUGCCAAGAAGCACAAUGUGAAUAUGAUCCACCCAGGAUAUGGUUUUCUUUCUGAAAAUUCAACUUUCGCCCGUAAGGUUGAGGAAGCUGGAAUUGCAUGGAUUGGUCCCUCCUAUAAUACCAUUGACUCUGUUGGUGACAAGGUUUCUGCCAGAACUCUCGCUUUGAAAAACGAUGUCCCCGUUGUGCCCGGUACUCCUGGCCCUAUCGACUCCACCGACGAAGCUAAAGAAUUUGUUGAGAAAUAUGGCUUCCCAGUUAUCAUCAAAGCUGCUUUUGGUGGUGGUGGCCGUGGUAUGAGAGUCGUCAGGGAGGGCGACUCUAUUGAAGAUGCUUUCAACAGAGCCAAGUCUGAGGCAUUGACAGCCUUUGGUAAUGGAACAUGCUUCAUUGAGAGAUUUUUGGAUAAACCAAAGCAUAUUGAAGUUCAAUUGCUUGCUGACAACUACGGCAAUGUCAUUCACUUGUUCGAGAGAGAUUGUUCUGUUCAAAGAAGACAUCAGAAGGUGGUUGAGAUUGCUCCGGCUAAGAAUUUGCCAAAAUCUGUGAGAGAUGCCAUUUUAACUGAUGCUGUUAAGUUGGCUAAAUCAGCGAAUUACAGAAACGCCGGAACCGCUGAGUUCUUAGUGGAUGAACAAAACAGACACUAUUUUAUUGAGAUCAAUCCAAGAAUUCAGGUCGAGCAUACCAUCACCGAAGAAAUCACAGGUGUUGAUAUAGUAGCAGCUCAAAUUCAGAUUGCUGCAGGUGCUUCUUUGCAACAGUUGGGCUUGCUCCAGGAUAAGAUUACUACCCGUGGAUUCGCCAUCCAGUGUAGAAUCACAACAGAAGACCCUGCAAAGAAUUUUCAACCAGAUACUGGAAAGAUCGAAGUAUACCGUUCUGCAGGUGGUAAUGGUGUAAGGUUAGACGGUGGUAAUGGCUUUGCUGGUUCUGUAAUUUCUCCUCACUAUGAUUCGAUGUUGGUGAAAUGUUCAUGCUCUGGCUCAACAUACGAAAUAUCAAGAAGAAAGAUGUUGAGAGCUUUGAUCGAAUUCAGAAUUAGAGGAGUUAAAACCAAUAUUCCUUUCUUGUUGGCAUUGCUCACCAACGAAACCUUCAUUCAGGGUAACUGUUGGACGACUUUUAUUGACGACACGCCAUCAUUGUUCAGAAUGAUCUCCUCUCAAAACAGAGCUACAAAGUUGUUGAGCUAUUUGGGCGACUUGGCUGUCAAUGGUUCCUCUAUCAAAGGCCAAAUGGGUAUGCCUAAGCUCCUUACCGAGGCUUUGAUCCCGAUUUUACAUGACCCAAAGACUGGUAUUGAAAUCGAUGUCGAAUCUCCUGUGAAGCCAAGAGGCUGGAGGCAAGUGCUUCUUGAGCUUGGACCAGAGAAGUUUGCAAAACAAGUCAACGACUUCAAGGGUACUUUGAUCACUGAUACCACUUGGAGAGAUGCUCAUCAGUCCUUGUUGGCCACCCGUGUGAGAACUAUUGACUUGGUCAAUAUUGCUCCAACCACAGCUCAUGCCUUAAAUGGUGCUUUCUCUUUGGAGUGUUGGGGUGGCGCAACGUUUGACGUGUCGAUGAGAUUCCUCCACGAAGAUCCUUGGGCCCGUUUGAGAAAGUUGAGAGAAUUGGUUCCUAACAUUCCUUUCCAGAUGUUGUUGAGAGGCGCAAAUGGUGUGGCAUAUUCUUCGUUGCCAGACAAUGCGAUUGACCAGUUUGUCAAAGAAGCGAAGGAGAAUGGUGUUGAUAUUUUCAGGGUCUUUGACGCUCUCAAUGACUUGGAUCAAUUGAAGGUUGGUGUCGAUGCAGUAAAGAAAGCAGGGGGAGUUGUUGAAGCUACUGUUUGUUUCUCCGGUGACAUGUUGAACCCAGAUAAGAAAUACAGUUUGGAUUACUACUUGAAUGUCGUGGACAAGAUUGUUGAGAUGGGUACUCACUUCAUUGGCAUCAAGGACAUGGCUGGUACAAUGAAGCCAAAGGCUGCAUCUCUUUUGAUUGGAUCUAUCAAGAAGAAGUAUCCCCACAUUCCAAUUCAUGUUCACACUCAUGACUCUGCGGGAACUGGUGUUGCAAGCAUGGAUGCUGCUGCUAAGGCUGGUGCCGACGUCGUUGAUGCCGCUUCUAAUUCAAUGUCCGGUAUGACUUCUCAACCAUCCAUCAGUGCUUUGCUUGCUUCGCUUGAAGGCGAUGUCCAACACGGAUUGGAUGAAAGCUUGGUGAGAGAGCUUGACAACUACUGGGCUCAGAUGAGAUUGUUGUACUCUUGUUUCGAGGCCGAUUUGAAGGGUCCUGAUCCGGAGGUAUAUCAACACGAGAUUCCAGGUGGUCAAUUGACUAACUUGAUCUUCCAGGCUCAGCAACUAGGCUUAGGCGAAAAAUGGUUGUUGACUAAAGAAAAGUAUAAGGUAGCCAACAAACUUUUGGGAGAUGUUGUUAAAGUUACCCCAACUUCCAAGGUUGUUGGUGAUUUGGCUCAAUUUAUGGUUUCCAACAACUUGACCGAAGAAGAUGUUAUCAAGCUAGCCCCAGAAUUGGACUUCCCUGGCUCUGUUUUAGAUUUCAUGGAAGGAUUAAUGGGUACUCCAUAUGGUGGCUUCCCCGAGCCUCUCAGAACAAAUAUGUUGGGCAACAAGAGGCCUAAGUUGGAUAAGAGACCCGGCUUGACCUUGGCGCCAAUCGACUUCGUGAAAGUGAAACAAGAGUUGGUAUCACGCUACGGCGAGAGCAUUACCGAGAGCGACAUCGCAUCUUAUGUUAUGUAUCCAAAGGUAUACGAAGACUUCCGUGCUAUCGUCGAGAAGUACGGUGACUUAUCAGUGUUACCUACACGUUAUUUCUUAAAACCAUUGGACAUCAACGAAGAGAUUGUGGUCGAUAUUGAGCAAGGCAAGACUUUGAUUAUUAAGUUGUUGGCCAUCGGCGAGAUCUCCAAGAAGACUGGAACUCGUGAGGUUUUCUUUGAAUUAAACGGUGAGAUGCGUUCAGUCACUAUCGAUGAUAAAACCAUUUCAAUUGAGACCAAAACACGUCCAAAGGCCGCUCAGCCAAAUGAUGUUGGGGCGCCAAUGGCUGGUGUUGUUUUGGAGAUCAGAGUCAAGAAAGACCAGGAAGUCAAGAAGGGAGACCCUAUUGCUGUAUUGAGUGCAAUGAAGAUGGAGAUGGUUAUUAGUGCACCAGUCAGUGGUAAAGUGGGCGAGGUUUUGAUUAAGGAAGGCGACUCGGUUGAUUCUGCUGAUUUGAUCACCAGUAUCUUCAAGUAG